Pelmatolapia mariae (spotted tilapia) is the source of this 2626-nucleotide messenger RNA. Its product is annotated as B2 bradykinin receptor-like. Gene Ontology annotation, cellular component: membrane; external side of plasma membrane. Lineage: Eukaryota; Metazoa; Chordata; Actinopteri; Cichliformes; Cichlidae. Bases 213 to 1214 code for a protein of 333 amino acids. Gene Ontology annotation, molecular function: bradykinin receptor activity; C-C chemokine receptor activity; C-C chemokine binding. Gene Ontology annotation, biological process: calcium-mediated signaling; G protein-coupled receptor signaling pathway; immune response. The record is from RefSeq and is a predicted model, not a curated record. The transcript is spliced from 3 exons.
UUUCCCCUCGAAGUCGGCGACAGCCAAAGUCAGUAGCACAAGGUGUUAGAUGUGUAUAGUUGAUUUUUUGGACGCUUUCUUUUUUACCUAGAGGACAGACUCUUGCGUACAAGGUGUAACUGCAGUUUCUUAACUGGAUUUGUCUCAACACGUUUAGCGUUCUGAGAACCUUUAACCAAAAAGACAUCCGUUCCAACUCUUACUCUGUCAAGAUGUCUGGAAACCAAAGCAACACAAGUAAAAACCAUUGUGAUUUUGACAAUAGUUUGAUCUUCACUCUGGUUCCACCCUACAUCCUGGUCAUCAGCGUGCUUGGAAUCAUCUUUAAUGUGUUUGUGCUGAUGGUUUUCUGCCUCCACAAGAAGGCCUGCAGUGUGGCUGAGAUAUACCUGAGCAACCUGGCUGGAGCUGACCUCGCUCUGGUGUGCUGUUUGCCCUUCUGGGCUGAAUAUGUAAGAAAAGGCUUUAAUUGGACUUUCAGUGAAAGCCUGUGCGAAGUGACAUCAGCUGUUAUCUACAUGAAUGCAUUCUGCAGCAUCUACUUCCUUGUUCUGGUUAGCAUAGAUCGUUAUGUGGCACUGGUGCACCCGCUUUCCCAUGAGAGGAUACGCCAGCCGUUCUAUGCCAAAUUGGGAUGUCUGUUUGUUUGGAUUCUUGGCUUGGUCUUUGCUCUCCCCAUAUUCAUCUACAGGAAGUUAGAAUUCAAGCCUCAGUCAAAUCUUACUUACUGUUCACUUAACUUCACUUCAGAUCAAUAUCUGGCAUCUGAGGUGAUAACAAUAACAUUCAGCUUCAUCAUCCCUGUCAUCAUUAUUUUGUUCUGCACUGUCAAAAUUAUUCAAGCUCUGAGAAAGAGGCUAAUAGAGGUUUUAAGCAUUCAGAAAACGGAUCAGAAGGCCACCACUCUCAUCCUGGCAGUUCUCCUGGCAUUCCUGAUCUGCUGGGUGCCAUUCCACGUGACAAAGAUACUAGAUGUGCUCCAAUACACGCGCAUUCUGAAAUGUCACAUCACACUGAACAUCUUCCAACAGAUCUCUUCGUACUUAGCCUUCUUCAACAGUGUCCUUAACCCCAUUCUCUACGUCUUAGUAGGGAAAACCUUUCAGAAACGAGCAAAGGAACUCUUCAUGUUGUGGAACAAGAAUCAAACAGCAUCUUUCACCCGACUGUCCACACGCCUGACAAGUUUUAAAUUUGAUCAGAGCUCAAAGUGAUGUGCAGGACUGCGAUCUUUUGGAUAGGUGCUGUUAUGGCUUACGCAGUUAAAUGGACAAUUAUUUACUCAGGCAAAGAGAAAAAUAUUGUUUUUGUAAUCUGAAUGUUGUUGUUUUUUGUUUAACAUUGUGCAUGCAUUACUUUUUCUUCAGAAAGUGAUAUUUAGCCAUAACAUGUUUAUUUCCUAGAGGCGAUACUGAAAGGCUGUCAGUGACUCUGCUUGGUGUAGUGAGGUCUGAGCGUUCUUUGACCGUUUCUCCAGUUGGAACAUAACUCCUGGCUUUAGUUAAGAGAAAGUAGCAUGGAGAAGACAGCUGGCAUGGAGAGAAGGCUAAAGAUAACUAGCAAGUCAUCUCAAAUGUGAUUCAUGCAACACUUCUGAAGUUAAAGAAAAUACACUGUUGGAAAAAAAGUCACAGUAGGACCUUUUUAUUGUCUUGGGCUUUGUUCCAUGUUUCAUCAGACUCUGACAGAGGAGUGAAUAACAGGAGACAUUACCUCAUGCUGUCAAAUUUUUGUUUUACCAACCGUCCAUGAACCCAUAUCCGCCGUGCAUAUGUAGUAUUUUGUAUUUGUUUUUGCACAUAAACGAUAAUAACCCAAAGGUAUCACAUUUUGAAAAAUAUAAUUAUAUAAUUAUAAUUACAAAUACAAUUACAUUUAAGGCCAUAUUUGAGCUUUCUUCUGUGCUAAAUAUCAAUGAAGUUAAAAUUCAAUGGCAAGCAAGGGUGUGGUUGUUCUUUAAAACCAGUGAUCCAGUAUAGCUUUCUCUUGACAUCCUGUUGACAUUCGUAGCAUGACAGGAUAUGGGGCUCAAAUUUCAAAUGUGCCAUUCUACUGCUCAUCCUCUAAUUGAUGUCUAUUAGACACAAUUUUGGAUUUAAUGCCAUAAUAACCCUGCUACAUAAUUGAAUGGCAUUCCCACCUUUACUUUAUAUUGCACAUGUGAUAAACACAAGCUAAGAUAAAGAAACAAAGAGAUGGCAGCAGUUUAACAGUGUUUAUACUGUUAACAUAAUAUUUACAUGGUAAGAUUUUCUACUUCACUUGUGUGCAUGUGUGUGGUUAUGUAGUUGGAGUACUCUGUGCUGUGGCAUGAUGCAGAUUUACUGCUACUGACUUGGAAUGUUUAUUGAUGAACUUAAAAAAAUUCAAAGAGUGAUUUUUUGUUUUGUUUUUUUGCAUUACAUUAAAAUAUUGUGUUUCUAUUCCCGUGACAUCAAAAAGAAAGUCUGUGUGGAUAUUUGCAAGGGUUUUAAAUUUGCAGUUUAAGUACAAUUUACAAUGCUUUAAGUAGUUUAUUUACUGUUUAAAAUCACCGAACACUGCUGGACACUGAAAUGCAUACCUCUUUUUCACAGCAAUCUUAAUGUAACACUCACUCAAUAUUAUCAUUUGUAGACACAAUAAA